Hansenula anomala is the source of this 2592-nucleotide messenger RNA. It is a transcript of the gene CIN1, whose product is annotated as Cin1p. NCBI's taxonomy places the organism in Eukaryota, Fungi, Ascomycota, Saccharomycetes, Phaffomycetales, Wickerhamomycetaceae. The record is from RefSeq and is a predicted model, not a curated record. The transcript has 2 exons. The coding region runs from base 1 to 2592 and encodes 863 amino acids. Gene Ontology annotation, biological process: tubulin complex assembly; post-chaperonin tubulin folding pathway; microtubule cytoskeleton organization. Gene Ontology annotation, molecular function: beta-tubulin binding; GTPase activator activity.
AUGCUAAAUUUUAUGAAAACUGAUAUUGAACUAAUACCCACUAUUUUAUCAAAAAUUGAUCAAUCCCAAGAUAUUGAUUGGCAUGAGAAAUAUUUAUUACUGUGUUGGUUAUCUGUGCUAUGUUUGGCUCCUUUUAAGCUGGAUAGCUUGAGAAAAGAUGCGAAACAAAGAAUUUUCACCAUUGGAGUUCAAUAUUUGAAAACAUCUGGUCCUUUACAACCCUUAGGAGCGAGAUUACUUGCAUCUCUCAUCAUGAGAAGUGAUUGUGCUGCUGAGUUUGAUAAAUUUAUGGAACUCUUGAUGGAGGAAUAUAUGGAUGCCAGUGAAGUUGCUCAACAAGGCUAUCUCGAAACUUUGAAUAUAGCUCUUCAAAAAGAUUCCAAUAUGAUUUUCCAACCACGUCUGGAGCAAAUUUUGAGUUUUACCAAAUCAGUAGAGAAAAGUGAAUGUCAUGUUGAUCUGGUCUCUAAGAUUUACUCCAAACUUGUUAAAUACUUAAUUGAUAUGGAUGAUUAUGAUCAAAUAGAGGAAAUCAUCACCUAUUUUUUGAACAAUUUCGAUAAUAGAAGCACUGAUACAAGAUUUUUAUUGGCAAAGAAAUUUGUGAAGUUGGUGAGCUCUUUGGAUUCUUGCUUUGGGAUUGAGAUAAUUAUUGACAUUAUACACUCAACUAAAGAAUUGCUAUUAGAAUCAUUUGAAACUAUAAACUCUGAUAAAUUGCACACUCAUCUAUUAACGUUGGCUGAAUUUUUAAGAUUAUCAUUGGUUGAUAAAGCUGGAUACAAAGACAUUGUGGAGAUACUUGAUAAAACAUUAUUUUUCCAACAGUCAAGAAUAACAUUCAUUGCAGGGUCUAAUAUUCGAGAUGCCUCCAAUUUCAUAAGUUGGUCAUUGUUCAAGUAUAACAAAGAUAUUGAUGUGUCAACAGCAUUUAGCGUUUUCAAAAAACUUUUGUUGGUAACUUGCUUUGAUAAAGAGAUAAUGAUAAGGCGUUCAUCAACUGCUGCCUUACAGGAAUUGAUUGGGCGUUAUGGUAAUAAAAUUUGGGAGGAAAUUUAUCCUUCAGAGGAAAAUUCCGCAAAAAAUAUAAGGUUAAUUGAAAUAUUGGAUUAUAUCGAUCUAGGGUCUAUUGAAAAAUCAUAUUUUGAUAUACCAAGUAAAGUUAUAUCUCUUUUUCCAGGGUUGGAGCAAAACUUCAUUUCAUUUUUAUCACAAAAUGUUUACAAUUUGGAUUAUGAUGUUGUUAAAUUAAGCUCCCGAGCAUUGAAAGACUUGCUCUCUGGCCAGCCACAAGACGUCGUUCAUUCUAUAAUAUCCAGUCAUUUCGACAAAUCAAGUCAAAAGUUUAAUGCAUUUAUUGUGUUAUCAGAAAUUUUACCAUUAUCCCAAAACAAACAAUACCCUCAAUUAAAGUCAACUUUUCAAGAGAUAAAGUUGAAUCACCACAAGGACUCAGUUUCUAUGAUCACCUCAUAUUUGUCAUUGUUAAAUACCCUUCUUGAGAUAGGGUAUGAAUUGGAUGAUUGGUUAUUGGAAAAUUUAUUUGACGCUAUAAGGGUGGACAAUGAAGAAAUUAAAGAAGUUUUGAUCAAGAUUGUAUCCAAAAUUACAUUGAGUGGAAAAUAUUGGGAUAAAUGGAUAUACUAUAUGAGAAAUAAUAACUUGAAUACAUCUUCAAGUGUUGGUUAUUUUCCAGAUUUUGGCUCCAAAGUCAGUGAUGUUGUUCAUUUACUUUCAAUCGAUCGGGUUGAUGCUGAUACCAAGGCCUCGAUAAUAUCUUCAAUAUCAAUUUAUUUAUAUCACAACCAACUAGAUAAGGAGAUCCUUGGUAAGCUAGUGGAACAACUGGAUGAUUAUACAAUUUCAGAACAAGGUGAUGUUGGUAACAAGAUUAGAUCCCAGACAAUUAAGCUGAUUGAACAUAACAUCAAUGUUUUUAAAGAUUCAUCUUUAUCCGAAUUGGUUAUCCCAAAGCUGUUGAGACUUUCAUGUGAACCAAUUGAUAAAACAAGGUCUGAUAGUUUCCAUUUGUUGAUGAAAUUUUAUGGGAUUCCAGGUCACACUUUCCAUUCAUUAGAUGGCUAUUUCACAGAAUUGUUGAACAUCUAUAAAAAGUUGUUUAUGGGGGAUAAAGAAACUAGUAAAGAAUUUUGGAAAGGUUUUAUCUUCACAGCAGGUGCUAUAAAAUCCACUGAUUCUUUGAUUAUUGCAUCAUUGAAAUGUGUUUUGAGGUUUUAUGAGACAUUAUCAAGCGAAGCACAAAAGGAAAUUUUAUUACAAUUGGCAUCUGUCAUCAAAAUUGAACCACAAGCAUUGAAAGGACAAAAUUCAAAAGCUCAAAGAUUAAAUAAAACUAUACUUGUUGGAUUACAAUUCUGGUCAAGAAUUUUAGAUUCCAAUUUGUUAAUUCCUAAAGAAUUUCCAGUUAAGGGACUUUAUGUUCGAAUCUACAAUCUUCAUUUGAACACCAAAAAUAUCAAUAGAUUAACAAGUUCAAUCAAGAUAUUUGGUUAUUUAGCUCAUAUUCCUGGAUUGAAAGAGCCUUUAGAGAGGUUAUGCUGGCUAUGUUCAAAACAUCCAAUUGCAAGAUGA